AUGUUCCUAGUGGUUCCCCUCCUCGCCGUUGCUGGCCUAGCUUCGUUGCAAGGUGUUCACUCCCAGUUGACCACUGCGACAGUGUUCCCUGGGGAUCCCAACGCAGAAUCCCUCCAAGGAGAGAUUCUUGGGACAGGUUCCGACGGGACGACGUAUGCCAUUUCAGGGAUCUUCUCCGGCGUACCGGCAACCGCCACGCUAGUAGAGAAUGCGUCGCACCUAUCAGAACGUAUCGCUAUCAGUACAGCAGGCGGACAAGCAGAGUUCAUCACGGACUGCAGUAUGGAUGAAAACCAUGAAGGGUCCUGCAGUGUCAUCUUGAACGUCAGUGCGAAUGGUAUCGAAACCGCGACAACGUCAGUCGCAUCUGCGACGAUUUCACUCUCGCCGAUCGAGUUGAAAGUCGGUGGUUCCAAUUCCGCCAUUGGAUUGACUUGUGCAGCAUCACUUCUUGCCGCUGUUCCCCUCAUUUCCUUCGGUUUGGCAUUCUGGUAA
Molecule: messenger RNA, 495 nt
Organism: Fomitiporia mediterranea MF3/22
Lineage: Eukaryota; Fungi; Basidiomycota; Agaricomycetes; Hymenochaetales; Hymenochaetaceae
Exons: 3
Coding region: 1-495 (164 amino acids)
Source: RefSeq, a predicted model, not a curated record